ACGUUUAACCGCUGUAACGCCACAAAACUGGUUUGUACUUGAAUUUGUGAGAGAAUAAAAACAAAGAAACAAAAUAAAAAAUAAAAACAUGUCAGACUUUUUAAAAACUUUUUUAUUUUUUAUUUUUACCGACCUUCCCGAGCUUUGUAAUGCGAAAGAGCGUAAACGACCAACAACCGCGGACACCUGAGUCUCCGGGAGUUCCUCCUUCCUGAGGAUAUUUAACACUCAUUUAAUUCAGACUGCUGUUGUUCACUGAAGCUGCAGCUCGUUAAACAGCGGAUUGUGUUUGUCACAGAGACUGACGCAGGCUUCAAGGGUCUGGGAGCAGAAAAACACGAAGCAGACCAACAGAGACAGAAAGAGAAGAGUCGGUUGUGGAUUGAAGAAGGGUCUGAAAACACGGGCAGGAGAUGAGCACAGAGGUGAUGCACAGAUGUGAAGUCAGACCUGCGUCUCAGAAAGACGGACGAGAACGUCUCCCGAUCAUUUCCUGGGUUCUGUUGCUCAUUCAGCUCCACCGACUCCGACUGUGACGCAGCAAAAUGGCGUCGACUGUGAAACAUGAAAGAACAGGAAGAGGAUCGUCGUGUUUCAGUCGGGCAGCCAGAAGCAUCAGGGACGCUCUGUCCAGGAUCUGCAGAGUUAAUUCUGCACAACCUGACCCUGACCCUGACCUUGACUAUACUGAUCGUUACCCUUUUAGUGCAUUUAUCAAUGACGCCCGGACAGAGCAGCAUUGUCUUAAUCCUGAACGUUUAUCUCGCCCUAUAGCGAGAAGUUUUAUUUACUAUUCUCCAUACUACUGUGGUAAACCAGUUCAAGAAACUGGUAGAGGAUCUUUCUAUGAUACUGAUGGAUCAUUAUCUUUCUUUGGAAUAGACGCACAUGAAAUGGAUUCUCUAGACUCCUGGCCUCAUGGAGGAUCUGUCUAUGAGACCAGUAAAUUUCUAUCACAAGAGUCCUUCUUGAGACCUGAGUCUCAUGGUUAUUGUAAAAACGAAGUGAUGUCUUACAGUCCAUGUCCACAAUCCAGUCUUGUUGUCUCCCCGGAUGUUACUGUCCACACUGAAGGACAAGAUGCAUUUCAGUCUUUUACUCUGCAGCCUGAAAACACCAGCGACAGUGAAGCCCUGGUGGAAACGGAGGCGUCUGUUGCAGCUGUGAACUACUCAGUCACAAACACCCUGCCAACCUGUUCUCAGCUCCACAUCUCCUCCUCAGAUCCCGGUUUAAGUGGAAGAGACUCCGGCCGUUUGCCUCGUUCUGUCAGCGUUCCCUCACUCAGUCAGAUCAUCUCUGCAGAGAACAGGAAGUUUAGACGAGCUCAAAGUUCACCUGACGUGACGUCACAAACCAGCUACGAGGAGUUUACACCCGAUAUCACCGAGGAAGAAAACGAUGAAAGCUACAGCUUCCAGUGCUCCCGCCCAGGCCUGUACCAGUGCAGAGUGACAGGCCUGCUGUUUCACAUGGAGGGAGAAGGGGACGUGGUUUACAGGAUCGUCCCCUGGGACAGGAGGCAACUGGCUCAGUAUCACAAGAAGCCUGCAGGACCCCUGUUUGACAUCAGAUGUGUCCAGCAGUCUGUGUGUCGGCUUCAUCUCCCACACUGUGAGAUCAGCUCCACAGGAGGAUGCCACUUCCUGUCAGUAGCUCAUGUGAAGGAGGAGAGCAUGGAGUUGAUCACCCCUCAUGAGAUAACAGAAACUCAUGUCAUUAUAAACAUCACUGGGUUUUCUGGUUUCGGUAACGUCAAGGAUGAAGACUCGCCUCCUGUCCCGGUCCGAGCGCUGGUUCUGCUCUUCUACAGGCCCUCACCUGAUCCUGAUGUUGAAUCUGUGAUCAACGUGUUGUUGCUACCGAAAAAUGUCUCUGUGCUGAAAGUGCAGCGCACCAGGAAGAAGUUAGUCGGAGAUGAGAGGUACAUAGAAAAAACCCCACAGUGUAAACUGCAGCCGGAUCAGGUUUACACACUGUCCACUUGUCCUGAAGACGACUCGCUUCGAGUCGAACCGACAGAAUCUGAAUUUGACUGCAACGACUAUGACAACUUCUUCCCAUCAUUCCAGGUGUACUUAAAAAAGAUGAUGAAGACAAUCCAGCUGUUCUUGAAAGAAAGCAAAAGCUCCCACAGUGUGUGGGCGAGAGAAGUUUGUCUUUCGUUGACCACAGGAAAAAGCUCCCAUGGGUCGAGCCAGACGCUGCUGGACAUACGGAGCAGUUUGAUUCAUGCGAUAUCAGAACCUGUUCUCCAGAGUCUGCUGGACAAACUGUUGGAGAUACAGGUGAUCACGGACCCUGAGUGGGAGUCAGUGGACGAGAUGCAGAACAAACGAGACAAAGUUCGUUUUGUCAUCGACACAGUGAGGAAGAAAGGUGAAGCUGCCAGUUCAGAGAUGAUCGAGUUUCUCUGUGAGGCCGACCCCUUCCUCUGUGAACAUCUUGGGUUGCUCUGAAGACAAACCUUGAAUGCAUCACCGGGAUCUUCAUGAUCUUGUGAACCCAUGUCCAUCCCCAUGAAGGGCUGAUUCUUGUUUAAUGAGUGAGACCAGGGCACACGCAGAGAAGAGUAGCUGUAAGUUUGUAUUAGUAAAGCAACUCAACUGAAUGAGUUUUGUGCCGUCUCUUUAAAUAUAGUAUAUUUUAUUUUCAUAUCACAGGAAAGGAGAUAAUGGCGUCCCACAAUUCCUUGCAGCAGGAAUAUUUAAAGCAGCGCAUCAUUGUUGUUUCACCACGGCAGAUCCACGUAAAUGUAGAAAAAAAAA
Seriola dumerili (greater amberjack) is the source of this 2768-nucleotide messenger RNA. Its product is annotated as NACHT, LRR and PYD domains-containing protein 1b allele 3-like. Bases 546 to 2459 code for a protein of 637 amino acids. The record is from RefSeq and is a predicted model, not a curated record. Gene Ontology annotation, biological process: regulation of apoptotic process. NCBI's taxonomy places the organism in Eukaryota, Metazoa, Chordata, Actinopteri, Carangiformes, Carangidae. The transcript is spliced from 2 exons.